AGAUUCAUCGCACCUUCACCAGAGCCCAGUGUUCAUCUCCAUUUGGAGAAACAAAUCUCCCUCUCUCUCUCUCUCUCUUCAAGCACGAAACCAUCAGACAAUACUAUAAUAUACAUCCGAGGAAGGAGGGAGAGAGAGAGAGAGCGCCCUCCCACGCCACGGGGGCGUGCACUCUUUCGACAUCGCUCGCUUUCAUUCGCACGGAAACCCUCCCAUCCGACCUAACAAAAGGGGAGGGGAGUAGGACAUAAAGGAAGAAAUCGCCCCCAAGUCCUAAAAUUAGGGUUUCUCCCUCCCGGAUCCCAACCCACAUUGCCCCAAUUCGCUUCACAGCCCUUCGGAUCCAGCGCUGGAUCUGCUACCUUCUCGAUCUUUCCAUCUCCCUCCCACCUCAAAACCGCGGAAUUCCUCGCAUUUGCGAAUCCCAUCCCGAUCGGCCUCGAUUGGAUGAUCUGUGGGUCUCCGUAGGGAUCGGGGGCUCGGAGAUCUCGUCCUGUCUAGAUCGAAGGAGGUGGUCUGAUAGGGAGGCGGAAAGUUGGCGCCCCAACGCAGGUCGCAGCGCCACAUGGGUGGCCAGGUGCAGCAGAGCAACGCCGCGGCGGCGGCGGCGGCUCUGUACGACCACCACCCCGGCGGGGCUGUGGGGGCCGGCGGGGAUGCUGGGGAUGCGGUCAUGGCGCGGUGGCUCCAGUCCGCCGGCCUCCAGCACCUGGCUUCGCCUCUGGCUUCCGCCGACCAGCGCAUGCUCCCCAAUCUCCUCAUGCAGGGUUAUGGACCACAGACUGUUGAGGAGAAGCAGAAGCUCUUUAAACUUUUAAGGAAUUUGAACUUUAAUGUGGAGUCUGCCUCGGAGCUCUACACCCCAACAGCACAAAGUAUAGGAGCAGCGGGUGCAUCUGAUGGCUUUUAUUCACCUGAGCUCAGAGGGGAAUUUGGAGCUGGCCUUUUGGAUCUUCAUGCUAUGGAUGACACCGAACUUCUUUCUGAGCAUGUAAUGUCAGAGCCAUUUGAGCCAUCACCAUUCAUGCAUACCAGGGGUUUUGAUAAUGAUGAUGAUGCAGCGCCUAGCAAGCAACAAGGGCUGGCCGAUAGCAAUAUUAGAUCAUCAGUCAGUGAAAGAGAAAUUAGCACCAAAGAGAGCAAUGUAGCAAAGAUUAAAGUUGUGGUACGUAAAAGGCCUUUGAACAAGAAGGAGAUUUCUCGGAAAGAGGAUGAUAUUGUAACUGUACACAAUAAUGCAUUUUUAACUGUUCAUGAGCCUAAGUUAAAGGUGGACUUGACUGCAUACGUGGAGAAGCAUGAGUUUUGUUUUGAUGCAGUUCUGGAUGAGCAUGUUACAAAUGAUGAGGUAUAUCGUGAGACUGUUGAACCAAUUAUACCAACCAUUUUUCAGCGAACAAAAGCCACAUGUUUUGCUUACGGUCAAACAGGUAGUGGGAAGACAUACACAAUGAAACCUUUACCUCUCAGAGCUGUAGAAGACAUUGUUCAAUUGUUGCAUCAGCCGUGCUACCGUAAUCAAAAUUUCAAAUUGUGGCUCAGCUAUUUUGAGAUAUAUGGUGGGAAACUUUUUGAUCUUCUUUGUGACAGGAGGAAACUCUGCAUGAGGGAAGAUGGAAAGCAACAAGUUUGUAUUGUUGGAUUGCAGGAAUUUGAAGUCUUAGAUGUUCAGAUUGUUAAGGAUUUUAUUGAGAAAGGAAAUGCUGCACGUAGUACAGGUUCUACCGGAGCCAAUGAAGAAUCAUCAAGAUCUCAUGCUAUCUUGCAACUUGCCAUCAAGAAGCACAAAGAGGUAGUUGACACCAGAAGGCACAAAGAUGGCAAUGAAUCUAAGGGUGGCAAGGUUAUUGGGAAAAUCUCCUUUAUUGAUCUUGCUGGAAGUGAGCGUGGCGCUGAUACUACAGACAAUGAUCGUCUGACACGAAUUGAAGGAGCAGAAAUAAAUAAGAGCCUUUUGGCUUUGAAGGAAUGCAUCCGUGCCCUAGACAAUGAUCAAAUUCAUAUUCCGUUCCGUGGGAGCAAACUGACAGAGGUGCUUCGUGACUCUUUUGUUGGCAAUUCGAAGACUGUUAUGAUUUCUUGCAUUUCCCCAAAUGCAGGCUCUUGUGAACAUACCCUUAAUACCUUAAGAUAUGCUGAUAGGGUUAAAAGCCUCUCCAAGAGUGGUAAUCCUAGAAAAGAUCAAUCUACUGGAUCAUUAGUACCUUCUGGCAAGGAAUCAGCUUCAGCAUCAGAGGAUCUUCAUGAGCAAAAUCAAGAGGUGAAAGUGGCGGAGCUGCCUAGGAGAAAUGUGGAAAGUUUAUCAUAUAAUUCCACAUCAGAGCUUGAUAGGAAUUCAUCCAGUAUGAUGUCAAAUUACAUUCAUAAUGGAAGGGAAGAAAGUGCGGCAACAUCAGGCUCAUUUGAGAGGGAGAGGGUUGACAUAAAAAGCAUUCAAAGCAGUUACAAUAACAAGUUAUAUUCUUCUGUUCAGAACUCAUUUGAUAACCAGGAUCAGGAAAAAGUAUCAAAGGUCUCUCCACCUCGUAGAAAAGUUUCUAGGGAAGAAAAAUCUGAAAAAUUGAACAAUUGGUCAAGAAAAGACACUGCAAGUGAAUUACCUGUUGCAGGCCGUAAGCAGCAACAAAUGUUUGAUUCGUCUUCUAAUGUUUCAUCAAGGCAAUAUGAACAGGAAGUUUCAUGUAAUGAUGGUGAAAUUGAUGCCUUACUUGAGGAAGAAGAGGCUCUUAUAGCGGCUCAUAGAAAAGAAAUUGAAAAUACAAUGGAGAUAGUGCGUGAAGAGAUGAAUUUGUUGGCAGAGGUAGACCAACCAGGCAGUCUUAUCGAUAACUAUGUGACACAGUUAAGUUUUGUGCUCUCACGCAAGGCUGCAGGUCUGGUUAGUCUUCAAGCCCGAUUAGCAAGGUUCCAGCAUCGCCUAAAAGAACAGGAGAUCCUUAGCCGCAAGAAGGCACCACGAUAGUUGUUUCCUUCUGAUAUUCUGGGAUGUUUUCCCAUUGUUGCCAGUGGUCACUUGUGCCUAGAACCCAGGUUGCUAUUUUUUCCAUUCUUUCUACAUCUGAGCCAUAUCAUCAGUUAAAAGGUUGGUCGCUUCAAGAAUGUGCGUGAGCUCUGGAAGUGUGGAAGGUGUAGGUGACUUCGGUGGAGCCCCUCUUUAAGUUCAGUUUCCUUGUUUGGUUAUCGCCCUUGUUUGUGGUGUGCGGCUGUCUUCUCUGUGAAAGGCCAGGUUGUGUGGGGAUGCAUGGUGAUAUUGCUGGCCAACAGUUUGUAUGAAGCGUGUAUCCAGUAUCAAGAUUAUGGGGUUGAUUCUGGAUGAUUGGUACCAGAAUAGUGUUAUGGAGGAAAAAAAAAGAUUUUUAGGUGGUUUAAACAUUAAAUUUCCAGAGAUGUAUGUAACCCUUUUUCAGUUAUUGUAUUCUUUAUUUCUAUGUACUCAUUUUGGAAGAACUGACCGGACCCCAGAAAAAAAAGGUGUGCAAAUAAUAUACGUUACAGCAAAAGAUUCUGCACCA
Messenger RNA from Elaeis guineensis (African oil palm), 3512 nucleotides. RefSeq names its product kinesin-like protein KIN-13A. Gene Ontology annotation, molecular function: microtubule motor activity; ATP binding; microtubule binding. Gene Ontology annotation, cellular component: microtubule. The record is from RefSeq and is a predicted model, not a curated record. Gene Ontology annotation, biological process: microtubule-based movement; microtubule depolymerization. Lineage: Eukaryota; Viridiplantae; Streptophyta; Magnoliopsida; Arecales; Arecaceae.